This is a messenger RNA of Nilaparvata lugens (brown planthopper), 864 nucleotides long. RefSeq lists its product as uncharacterized. The record is from RefSeq and is a predicted model, not a curated record. The transcript is spliced from 3 exons. Bases 1 to 519 code for a protein of 172 amino acids. Gene Ontology annotation, molecular function: lipase activity. Lineage: Eukaryota; Metazoa; Arthropoda; Insecta; Hemiptera; Delphacidae.
AUGGCACUGAAAUGGAGAAGUGGCUGGACGACUGGUGCAGACAUUCACUCUCACAACACACGCAACAGGGAAAUCGUGAGACUGGAUGCCCACAGAACCACGUUUUUUGAGGCGAGCCCACAGCAUAUGGCCAAAAAAGUGUAUAAUGCUAUUCCAAUUGAAAUUCGAGAAAUGAAUUCUGAAAUAGUCUUCAAGAAAAAAUUGAAAUUGUGGUCAAGACUAUCUCGAUAUUUGGAUUUCUAUUUUGCAGGUAUUUGCACACACAUACGAUCCUACCAGUAUUACAUUGGUUCACUGUAUGACAAAGAACCUUCUUAUAUUGCUGCGAAAUGUGAAAGUUACUCGAACUUCCAGAAUAGUAAGUGCUGUGACCUGAUUAUAAAUAUGGGAGAAUAUGUUGAUUUCAGAGCCAAAGGGAAAUUCUUCCUAUACACACAUGAAUCUUUGCCUUUUGGAAUGGGAAAGAAAGGCAUUUCAGAGCGUUGCUGGCAAGAUACAAAUGGAACUUCAAGCAGCUGAAUCCGCCCAAAACAAGCAAUACCGUUGCAUGUAAUUCAUAAUAGGUUCAUUUCAUGUGACUUUCCGGUGAAGAUUUUUUGCUAGGGAAGUACUCUGUGCACAAAGAGUGCUCGUCUCCAAAGAGAUGUAUAAACUUUCAAGAAGUGAGGUCCUGAAUAGUAUGUUAUGAUGACUCAUUACAGAGGAAAGCGAACGCAACAAAAUAAUAAAUAGCUAAGAUGUGAUGAAGAAGGCCUAAGUGAUGUAAGGGAACAAAAUGCCCUAUAUUAAAAACAAUAAUUCUGGAGGUGAAGAGCUCAAGAUGAAUAGGUGAUAAUUAUAUAAUGAAUAAUUCAAGAAAAGGUA